This is a messenger RNA of Trematomus bernacchii (emerald rockcod), 2840 nucleotides long. It is a transcript of the gene bcl3, whose product is annotated as BCL3 transcription coactivator. The coding region runs from base 665 to 2143 and encodes 492 amino acids. Gene Ontology annotation, molecular function: protein binding. NCBI's taxonomy places the organism in Eukaryota, Metazoa, Chordata, Actinopteri, Perciformes, Nototheniidae. The transcript has 9 exons. The record is from RefSeq and is a predicted model, not a curated record.
UUGUGAGCAUUUACAACUGUCAAAUGCAUCAAGGUGCAUUUUAAAAAUGACAGGGAAUUAACUAAAUGUAGUGAAUGGAGAUGCGGUUAAUGCAGACACACUUCACACAGCGACUGGCCAAAGCACCUGAACCGUGAAGAGCCUCGAUCCUUGAACUUCUUGAGAAAUUCAGUAUAAUGUUUUGAACUUGCAUGCAAAACAGACAGCUGUCGAAGACGUGGCAAAUGCAGAAUGUAUUAUGAUUUCAACGAAGUGAUUUCUCUUUCCCUCUCCACUCAGUAUAUUUUAUAACAACCGCUUUGUUUCGGUUUAUAAGGGAAAGCACCCUGUCGCUGUGAUUACGUUCAUUAGGCUUAAAGCAGAUGAGCGCUUGCGGAACUGCACUGUACCUGCAGUCCUUUCUUAAGGGUAGCUGGGACACCACAUCUACACCACACUUCUAUUGGCUCAUCUUCGAAAACACAUUUGCAGGAAGAAAUCAAUUGCUUUGAACGCGUAUCAGAUAAAACAGUAAGACAGAAGGGAACGCGCAUUUGAUUUCAUGGGGAUGGGAAGACUGGCCACUCUGAAUGGACUGAUCCCACCAAAGUGUCACUGAACGAAGUUUUCUUCACGCCUACACACCUGAGACUUCUCCGGGACCUGAGCGCCUCGCCCCCGGUUGAUGCCGAGGAUCAUGACCAUGAACGGGGACCACCAGUCGGUCGCCACCGCGCCGCUGGAUCUGCGCACCACCACCCGGGAGCGUGCAGCGGCCAGGACUCCGGACUGCAGCAGCGGCGCGAGGGACGCUCGCGGGACAGGUGGCUCGCCCGCACCCCCCGCGUGCACAGGGACGGACAGUUUGCAAAUAAAUGACACCGGUGUUGCUCGCAAACGAAAAGCGGACAAAUCCUCCUCUUCGCUUCCUUUUCGGAAACGCCAGUUUGUCGUGGAGCCGGAGCCCCAGAGGCAGUCCCCGGCUCCCCCAGAGGGAGAGGACCGCGUCCCCCCUGCAGGGAACACAGAGCUCACAUUACGAGAGAGUUUGACCGGACGUUUGGAGGUAUCUGCGGAUGAGAGCAGAGUCUGUGCCACACCAGUGACUCCCAGGCGGUUCACAGAGGCAGGACUGAGUCCAGAUGGAUAUCCCAUCCGCAUUUGGCACCAGUUUGAUUACGGUGCAUACCCAGUGUUCUGUUUGCCGUCUGUUCCUGAGCCCACCCACCUUCUGGCCCACCAAGCAGAACACCUGCAGACUAUUGCUGUGGCUACACGUCAAGAUGAAGAUGGAGACACAGCUCUCCACAUAGCGGUGGUGCAUGAGGAGAUGGCCAUCGUCUGCAAACUGAUCAAACUCCUGCAGUUGGCUCGCAGAGGCCUUGAUGUUUACAACAACCUCCGUCAGACUCCUCUUCAUCUGGCAGUGAUCACCCAGCAGGCGAACAUGGUGGAUGCUCUGGUGAGGGAGGGGGCCGACCCUUCUGCCUUGGACCGUAACGGCCAAACAGCACUCCACCUCUGCUGCGAAUAUGACCAGCGUGACUGUCUGUCUGUCGUGCUCUCUCACCCCUCAUCCUCCACAUGCCUAGAGUUGAGAAACUAUGAGGGUUUGAGCCCUCUCCAUCUGGCGGUGCUGCGUGGCCAUACACAUUUGGCCAAAAUGCUGCUGGAUGCAGGCGCUGACAUCAAUGCGAUGGACAACAAAAGUGGCCAGAGUCCUCUCAUGCAUGCUGUGGAGAGCAAUAACGCAGACAUGGUCCACUUCCUCAUUGAGAGUGGCUGUGAUGUCAACAGCCAGUCAUACAGUGGGAACACAGCCCUGCACAGCGCGUGUGGCAGAGGUCAGGUGGACACGGUGCGGCUGCUUCUGAAGAGCGGAGCUGACAGCAGCCUCAAGAACUACCACAACGACACCCCUGUGAUGGUGGCCAAGAACAAGAAAAUAACAGACGUGUUACGAGGGAGAGGCUCCAACCAAAUAAGAGUGCAAGAUCAACACUGCGUGUCCCUCUCAUCACAUGGGAGCAAUUUAACAGAAAAUGGGUCCCCAUCUUCCAACCACAGUUAUGGAUAUUCACCUGCAACAACACCACACACCCCUAAUCGCAGCACCUCCCAUUCACCAAAGACUCAAUCUACACUUGUGUUUCCAUUUUACUAGUGUAAGUUAUGUCCGGUGUACCUAGCGACUACCUCCACACAACUAACCUGAAAAAGAGACUUCACUGCCCUAAGCUACACAGAAGUCAGCAGAAGGAGACUUCAGGAGAUGUAGCCAAAGGGAUGACAGAGCAGCAAAUGACUGCAUCUGAAUUAUAACGUCCUAACACUCCAUGUUAAAGGACAGUCAAAGUUUGCACUGUUGGGGCUUGAUUCCUGGACAGGGUGCCUAUCUGCUCAUCCAGCUGCUGUUGUGUGCACCUCCCUAAUAACCAGGACAAAAGUGACUGAAAAGCUGGAUUUCUCCGAGUGAAGUUACUCCAUGCAGCAACAGAAAUGUGCAACUACAUGCAAUCAUGGCCUAACAUUGAAGACUGUUUUUAAAUGCAUGGAUAUUUGCAUAAAUCACGGACAUGGGGCUAAGCUUGGUGAACUCAAGGGUCAAUUUCAAAAGUAUUGUGGCCUUUUUUGUUGAGAUGACUGUUGAGAGAUGGCAAAAAAAAUGAAGGUCAACAAAUACAGGAACCAUCCAGUAUCCAGGCUGCUUACAAUGUAACUUGACUUGGUUAAUAUUGCACAUUUAUAGUCCUUUUUAACAAUGUGUGUCCACAGUACCUUUCAGAUGUUUGCGUGCCUGUGCAAGUGUUCUUUUAUCACUAUGAAAAGUUGUAUUUUUAUAUAAAAUGUGUUCAACAGAA